This is a messenger RNA of Doryrhamphus excisus (bluestripe pipefish), 2611 nucleotides long. The record is from RefSeq and is a predicted model, not a curated record. NCBI's taxonomy places the organism in Eukaryota, Metazoa, Chordata, Actinopteri, Syngnathiformes, Syngnathidae.
UCACCUUUGUUUAUCUGUUUCCCAAGUAUAUUAGUGCGUGUGUGAAUGUAUAAACAAGAGUAAUUAACUUAAGUAUCUUUGUAGAAAGGCGCUAUAUGACCCAUCCAAUAUGGCGGCGACGUUGACGUACUACUCAGUGCUCGAUAAGACAUCUAGCUUGACUAUGGCUGUGAUCUAUUACAUUACAUUACAUUACAUGUAAAUGAAGUGAGCUUUGUUUCGGUUUGUAUUGUUUUUUUAACGACUUGGCAAGUGUAAAGCCAACUUAGCAUCUUUCCGUGUAGGAUCAUAUUGUCUUGAUUGGUUCAGAGAAGUGAAUGGAUGGAAACAUGGCUGCUGUUACAGAUAGAUGAAUGGAAACGAAUGGAAAUCAAGUGAAGACAUGGCGGUCCAAUCCAGUCCAAGUCAAAUACACCCACUGGACACAAUAUUAGCAGGUCCACGGGCGACAUGGAGGCCCGUGAGAAUCCCUGCUCCUGGUCCCGACUCAGGUCCUGCGACGUGAUGUUGGCCUCCAUGAGCGCGUCCUUGAUGAGGAUGGACAGCGCCCGCAGGAUGAAGGACGCAAAGAGGUUCAUGUGGAUGUUGUUCCUCAUGCAGUGCAGCUUCCUGUUCAACGAAAGAGGCGUCAAGAAAACAAGUGUAACAUCACCCCGGUCCCAUGAUGCUCUCUGGUACCUGCCUGGAUAUCCAAGAGAAGACCAACGUAUUUCAUAAGAAGCCUAUAAGAGAGUGCAUUACUAAGUUGGAGGCGGAAAAGUGAGUAACAAUAACAAAAGAGAAUAUGGAAUAUGUAAAUGAUAUGAGUACACUUGCUAGUAAUUGAUAAAUAAGUCAAGUAACAGGUUUAGACCGGACCGUGUUCCCACAAGAGGAUGAUCCGCCCCUACUGGUCACCUUUAUAAAUGGAAGCCCCACUCACGGAAGCAUUUUUGCCGUGCGCAACGCUGCGAAGAAACAUUAUACGUUUUCAUCCAGAGUCCACAAUAAUGGACACCAACGCGUCCUGGCCAACGGUCCCAACCCCAGCCAACGUCACCGCCUUCAACAACGCCACGGUCAAACCCUUCAGCGUCUUUGAUGGCUGCGAAUCCCUUGUGGAGGGAAUCUUGUUCGAUCUCACCCUCCAGACCAUCAACGUCGUGGUGGGGAUCCCGGCCAACAUCCUCGUCAUCGCCAUCCUCAUCCGCAACCGCAAAGAACCGUCCACCUCGGACAUCUACCUGGGUUCCCUGGCCUUCAUGGAUGCCUAUUUUGGCUCCAUGACCCCAGUCAUCUUCCUCAAUCUUUACCACUGGCAGAGCAAGGAGGUGUGGUCUGCACUCAAGUUCUCCUACGGCGUCAAGGACACCAGCGGGCCCUUGUUCCUCUCCUGCAUCUGCUUGGAUCGCUUCAUCGCCGUUCUCUUCCCGCUCGCGUUCGGCCAACUCAAACACAUCAAGUAUCGGUUAAGUCUCUCCUUGUUGGUGUUCUGCCUCACCUUCGCCUAUUCCGCUGCCAAGAUGAUAGGCGGCUUGCCUAACUUUGAGAAGGUCUUCACCGGGGAGAUCCUGGCCACCUUCACUUGGAUGGUAGUGUGCAACGCGUGCAUCCUGUGGACGCUGAAGAAAUCCAGCGGUGCGGGGAAAGACGACAUGCACCCCAUGAAGAGGAAGGCCUUCAAAACCGUGCUCGCCAUCCUUUGUAUUAUCGUGUUCACCUACCUGCUGCCUGUUGUCCUCUUCCCCUUUGAGGACUACUACGCGCCCGACGUCUUCCGCUGCUACGUGCAACCUGUGGGAUUCGCCUUCCUCAACAUCAGCAGCACCAUUCAACCCCUCGUUUACCUGUCUCGCCUGGACAAGGUGCCCUUCCUGCCGAUGAGCUGCAUUAAAAAAUGGUGUCGCUUUUUCCUUACGGAGAAGGACAAAAAACAACGUGGACAAAACUAAUCAACAUAGAACUGCAGUGUAGUUAUUUGCAGUAUGGCUAAAAAUACUUUAACCUCAGAGACUGUUUGACACGCCUCUAUAAAGUCAACACUUUGGCGCCUCCAUGUGUUCGCUAGGUGCAAUUACCCUGCCUAGACAUACACUGUAAACCUGAAAAAGUUAGCAGAACUAAAAAAAAAAAAGUGAGGCAAUCAGUUGCCACAUUUUUUUUAGUUCAUAAACUCAAACAUUUGAGUAUAUCAGAGAUUUAAUAUUUGGAGUUGAUAUUAGAUAUACUUUUUAAAUUUUGGGAUGAAGAGAGAAAUAGCUUUCUUUCUUGCAUUCUCUCUGCCAUGCAUUCUCCAUUCUUUCAUUUUCAUUCUCAUUUCAAUUAUUUCCAUAGGAAAAAGAUGCAUGUGUAAUGUGCAUGUGUAACCUACACAGUACAAAUAUAUCUGCAAAUCAUUUAAGUAGGUUACACAAAUCUGCAAAAAGUUCAUAUUAAUCAAAAUUAAUUAGAUUAAUGUUCAUGUUAAAGGUUAAAUAACUGUUAAUAGUUAUCCUCCCUAUCCGUGUGGAAGUGGUAGGUUUUUGGCUAUUUAAGUUUAAAGGAAAUAACUUGAAGGCUACCGUUUAUGUCGCUAGCUCUCUAGUUUGCGAGUUAGCAUGUGUCUCAAGACCCUGCAGUUGCGCAAUAUGUU